Messenger RNA from Aquila chrysaetos chrysaetos, 2566 nucleotides. It is a transcript of the gene ARL8A, whose product is annotated as ADP ribosylation factor like GTPase 8A. Gene Ontology annotation, molecular function: GTP binding; GTPase activity. The transcript is spliced from 7 exons. The record is from RefSeq and is a predicted model, not a curated record. NCBI's taxonomy places the organism in Eukaryota, Metazoa, Chordata, Aves, Accipitriformes, Accipitridae. The coding region runs from base 170 to 730 and encodes 186 amino acids. Gene Ontology annotation, cellular component: lysosomal membrane. Gene Ontology annotation, biological process: protein transport; anterograde axonal transport.
CGGCGCGCGGACAAUACCGGGGCGGUGGCGGCGGCUCGGCCCGGCUCGGCCUCGAUCGGCUCGGCCCGGACCCGCUCGGCCCCGCCCGGCUCGGCUCGGCCCCGCCCCGCUCGGCCCCGCUCGGCUCGGCUCGGCCCCGGCUCGGCCCGGCGCGGCCCGGCCCGGCACCAUGCUGGCGCUCUUCAACAAGCUGCUGGACUGGUUCCGGGCGCUGUUCUGGAAGGAGGAGAUGGAGCUGACCCUGGUGGGGCUGCAGUACUCGGGCAAGACCACCUUCGUCAACGUGAUCGCGUCAGGACAGUUCAACGAAGACAUGAUCCCGACGGUGGGCUUUAACAUGAGGAAGAUCACCAAGGGGAAUGUUACCAUAAAGCUCUGGGACAUCGGUGGCCAGCCACGGUUUCGCAGCAUGUGGGAGCGGUACUGCCGUGGAGUGAGUGCCAUUGUGUACAUGGUGGAUGCUGCCGACCAGGAGAAGAUAGAGGCCUCCAAGAAUGAACUGCACAACCUGCUCGACAAGCCGCAGCUCCAGGGCAUCCCGGUCCUAGUCCUGGGGAACAAGCGAGACCUGCCCGGUGCCUUGGAUGAGAAGGAGCUCAUUGAGAAGAUGAACCUCUCUGCCAUCCAGGACCGAGAGAUUUGUUGCUACUCCAUCUCCUGCAAAGAAAAGGACAACAUCGACAUCACCCUACAGUGGCUUAUCCAGCACUCAAAGUCUAGGAGAAGCUGAGAUCCUGCGGACUGCAGCUCAGAUUGGGAAGAUGCCAUUGUACAAGCCCAUGCCCCUUCUCUCUCCUGCUCUGUCCCUCCAGCUCUCUCUCUAGAUGGGUAUUUUUAGGGGACCCCAGACUCCGCUUGCAUUGAGGUGGAGCCCUUGUUUUUAUUGUAAAGAAAAUGUCCUACUGCCCUCCUCUCCUCUUCUCUCCUCUCUCUGUCUCUUCCUCCCAUUUUGGCACUGUUCUGUUGUUGUCUGUGUAUACAGUAUAUAUAUAUAUGUAUAUAUAUUUUAAUUUUUUAAUUUAAGCGAUGGCGCUGUUACUAAACUGGGCCCUGUGAGCGGUAGGAAGGCUGUGGGCUCCCCGAGGCUGGCCAAGGGUCAGCGCUGGGAGGAAGAUGAGGGUGGUAGCAGAAGGCAGCCCCUUGGGGAUGGGGCUGUGCCAGGCUGCGGGCAGGUCCCCUGGGGCUCCCUUGUCCCUUCCCCAGGUGUCCUGCUUGUACCCCCAGGCAGAGAGCAUCCUGGGGGUGUCAGGAGCAUGCCCACCUUGCCCUCCCUUAGGCUUUGGCUCCAUGGGCAGGGUUUGGGGGGGAGGGGAUGCCAUCCCCUGGGCUCCUUGCCCCUCCAGGUGACAGGGAUUAGUCACGAUCCACCACGAUCCAUCCCCGCUACAUUGCCUCUGGCUGCUGUGCCACUGCCCCAACCCCUGCUCGCUGCCCUGGGCCGCUCGUCCCCCUGCCCCACAUCCCCCCCCCCGGCCCCGUGCCUGGGCCAAAUCCUGCCCUGCUGCCCAGUCCUGCUGCUCUGCUGUGCUGGGGUGGUGGGCGAUCUGAGGGGCCGGUGCCAGUGCAGGGGCAGGGCCAGCAAUGCCAGCAGACCCCACGGGGAGUGGGGGGGGGCUGGCUCCUGCCUCCUCCCUGCCCCAGCUGCCCCCGGAGGUGGCUCAGCCCCGCGUAGCCUCUUGGGGCGGCUGCACUGGCUCCCCACGUGCCAAAAGGGCAUUGCCUGCACCCGGCUGGGGGCUGCUGGCUCUGCCCCGGCCGAGGACAUCACGUGGGGACACCAGGGACGGGGGGGACACAUGAAGACACCUGGAGACAUGCAGGGGACUGUGAGGGUCCCUGUGUGCCCACAGCACUGCCCGCUGGAGCGAGGGGAGUGCUCCAGGUGCCCUGCUCCCCAUGCCUUCCUCCCCACGCCAUCCCCCAGCUCUGCUGCACUGGCUGGGGGGGACGCGGGUGCAGUGGGGCAGGGGGGGCAUGGCUGGGUCCUUGUCUGCAGGUGGGGAGAUGGUGAGAGGAAAUUUUGGGGGAGUCAGGAAGGCUGUGCCCAUUUAUGCCAUGUAAUGAGUUGUUGGGUCUCUGCAGGCACAGCCUGGGGGCCUGGCCAGGUUGCUUGGGGCCAGUCUAGUGGGGACUUAGCUGGGCUGGGGGGGACGUGCUGGCAUCGGGAGGGUGGGUGUGUAAUGGAGUCAGGUCAGCAGCACAGCAGGGAGGCAGCUGCCUGUCCCCAGCUCAGGGCUGUUGGAGAGGGUGGUGGUGGCCCAGGGGUGGGGGGCUGCAGGGCCCCUCUCCCAGCCCCUUCCCCUGCUCCGCUCCAGGGCAGUGAGGCCAGGGGUUUCUCUUCUGUUCUUGUUUUUGCAGAAUUGCACAAAGAGAGGUUUCCUUUUUCUUUUUUUUCUUUUUUUUUUAAUUUAAUGAAUUGUAAAGUGUUGUCACCCCCCCCUCCCCCCCCCCCCCUUUUUUUUUUAAGAGAUAUUUUGGCUCAGAUUUGACCUCUGUUGGGAAAUGAUUCUUGUAACUGUACAAUUUUUUUGCCUCCUAAUAAUAAUAAAUUAACAAUUUUGCGUUG